Linum tenue is the source of this 1002-nucleotide messenger RNA. The record is from the annotation of a GenBank genome assembly. Lineage: Eukaryota; Viridiplantae; Streptophyta; Magnoliopsida; Malpighiales; Linaceae.
AUGGAUUUCAAUGGCAUGCGAGAUCUUGAGUCUGAGAAACAAAUAUGUGCAGGCCAUUGUCGCGUCUCUAGGCUUUGGCUUGGUGCAAGUGUCACGACAGACAAAGUCCUGCAUUUAGACAUGAUAUUGAUGGAUUCCAAGGGAAAUGAUAUAUGGGUCCACAUCCCACCGGUGUUGCAAGAGCAUUUCAAGGCACUGCUGCAGGAACAAGAAGUUUACAUCAUCAAGGACUACGAAAUUCACACGACCCAACUCAAAUAUCGCCCCAUUGCCAAUUCAUAUAUCAUGACUUUUAAUCGGACGACUACUGUCCAACGUGUUCCUGACAUCCCUUCCAUUCCUACCUUCAAGUUCAGUUUCACUAAAGCAAGUGAGAUGAAGGAUAAAUUGGGACAAAUCAUCAUCCUCUCAGAUGUUGUUGGCGAAUUGGUGAAGCACUCAAAUCUCCUGACCACAACCAAUCUUUCUCGGAAAACCACUAGAAAGGAACUUGAGCUUAAACUGAUUGAAGGUGAUGUUGUGAAAGUUGUUAUCUGGGGUAGAGUUAUAACUGAAUUUGAUAAAAUAGUCAAACCUGCUGGUGAUCAACCAAUAAUUCUGGUAGUCACUGCUGUUUCUGUGAAUCUAUUCAAGAAGAUGUACAACCAGAGCAGCCCCUGUAUGUUGAGCUGCCCCCACCUGCCCCCAUUCCUGAACUUUCGCUGCCUGAAUUGCUGGGAUUACAUGUGGAUCCGGACAGCGAGAUAUCGGAUUCAGCUUGAGGUUGAAGCCAAUUCAAAGUCAGCAACCUUUAUAAUUUUCGAGUAUGAAGGGAAACGAUUCUUUGGCCCAACUGCUAAUGAACUAUUCAAUAGAACUGGUCAAAACUAUGAAGAACCCCCUGCAGAUCUGCUCAAAGUAGUUGGUGUCACCAAGCUGUUCCAUGUGAAGUUCAAGCCAAAUCUAUACAGUGAUGCUCAACCCGAUUUCACAGUGUUAAAAAUUUUGGAGCCUGAAGCAACG